GUUCUCCUGGCUCUGCUGAUCAGACUGACCGCAUUUUGAGGAGGUGCGGAGGAUACGACCUGGAAUUUUAAUGGGAUCAGCGCUGUGGUUUCCCGUGGUGUCGGGUGGGGUUGGAACUCCCUUUGGGACUUUGAGGGCUAGCUGGGGUUCUACUGUCUAGAUCCAGCAGGCUUUACUUGCUCUGAGUCCACCUGAAAAGGACACUGUAAGUAUUUUGCUGAUUUGAUGCCGACAUGGGGAAGCAGUAGUUGGUCGCCUCGCACCUCUCGGACCAGGGUUCGCCUCUCUGCCAUAGCGCUGUCGGUGUGGAUUUUGCACGUUCUCCCCAUGUCCAUCAUGGGGUUCCCCCCAUCAGUUUAAAAACCAUGCUGAGGUUAAUUGGUCUUACCGAAUUGCCCAUAGAUGUGCAUGUGAGAAUGAAUGACAAGUAAGUGGGCCCAGUGAUAGGUUGGCGCCCCAUCCUGGGUUGUUCUCUGCCUUGUUCCCAUAGCUUCUGGGAUAGACAGGCAGACCGUACAGAAAAUGGAUGGAUUCUGAUUAGAUGUGAAUUUACUGAGUACAAAUCACAGGCGAGAUUGUUUGUCUCACAGUCCAAUCGGCAAACUCAUGGCCAGAGUGUUAAGGCGGCGUUUGCUAAUUGUGGUUUUCUGACCGCAGGGCGCUCGAUCUUGUGCAGUGGUACAGUAAACCAUCCCUCAAGUGACCCCCGUGUGACACUUCAGGGGGAUACCUGGCCCCAAGGUGCCGACCUGCCACGUGGCGUUUGUCGUGCCAGAUCUCCGAAGCUGUUCUCCGUAAGGCGAUAAAGCCCGUCAGGAGCCGUCUGGUUGCCCUUCAGACCUUGACAGGCUCCUGUGCCUGAAACCACAGGUUGUCAGGCUCCGUGUGGAAUUAUGUGAUGACCCACGCGAGGCAAAAAGAUUCCCUGAGCCAGUACCAGAGUGAAGCCCGGGACCAGGUGGGGGGUGGGCCGCAUGGUGAGACAAUGGGCGGAGCCUGGCCAGAGUGCCCUGUGCGAGGCAGCAGGACCAAGCAGGGUGCGGCCAAGAGAGGCGGGGCUAAGGAAGUCAAGGAUCAGAGUGUAGACAAAGACAGGAAACUGUACCCGCUCAGGGGCAGGAUGGGUAUGCCUGAGGUGGGCACCCGGAACUGCCACGUGCUGCUCACCCGCCUGGAAUCUGGAGGUGCAGUGCAGAGUGACGAGGAGCAGGAGGUGGAUCACAUGACUCCGCCAGGCAGUGCGGAGGAGCGGGGGUGCCGGCCCGGCCAGCGGAGGAUGGGGCAUCAGGGCUGUGGCAAAAGCUCUGGGCGAGCCCCACCCUCGGCACCAGAGUCCAAAGCCAAGGCGGAGGAAUCGGACCACAGCCCCCCACCCCCCGAGCCCCGAAAGCGCAGGGUGGCCUCGCUGAACGCAGAGGCGGUCAACAGUCUGCUCCUGGAGGAUCCACAGCAGGCUGCCCGCAACGCUAAAAAGCAGCAGCAGCAGCAGCAGGGCCAGCGGCACGGCGGGGAAAGCGGGGCCCCCUGCGAGCCGGCGAGGGACGAGGGGGCCCCCCGCAAGGGCCAGGACAGCCACAGGGGCCCCCAGAAAGCUGAGCGUAGCGGGAGCCCCAAGCCGGCCAAGAAGGCCAGAGUGGACGGUGACGGUCCGGCGGGGCUCAGCCUGGACGAGCCGGCGCCCAGGCGUCUGGCGGGGCUCAACGCCGCUGCCCUGCUGAAACUGACAAGCACCUCUGCGGGCGGCAAGCGGAGGCUAAAGGCCGACUGCAGGGAGGCAUGCAGGGGCGCCCGGGGCAAGCCGCUCCACCCUAAAUCGCGUAAGCAGCGGCCCCGGCCGCAUGUGCACCCACAGCCAGCGCUGCCGGGGGGAGGAUGCGCGCUGUGCAGCCGCGAGGUCCUACAGCCUGAGGCGGAGUGGGCGGGGACCGCAGUGGGCGGCGGCUUCCCCAAACCGGGCUACCAGUGCCGGACAGUGCUCGGCUACCCCAUGAAGGCCGUCAAGGAGGAGCAGACGGAGACGGAGGUGAUCCCAUACUACUGCUGCACCCAGGAGAAGAUCAUGGACUACCACAGACUGGCCCUCUUCCUGGGCCCGCAGGCUUAUGGUGAACCUGAGGAGCGCUCCGCCUCUUCCGUCAAGCAGGAGUUCCGCCCCCGGCACCACCCCCUGGCGCACACGGCCUAUGCGGCCGACGGCCAUUCCUACCCCUGCCUCUCCUGCUUCUACGUCCACAUCCCGCAUCAGGGGGCCUCGCUCACCCCCAUUAGCACUAGCCCCAUCCCAUACCCGGCCCCCACAAUGCCGCCCCUCAAGCUGUGCCCCAGCGGGGUGCCCAGCCCCCACCCCUCAGGAAUCCCCCACCCAGCCUUCUGCGGCUCCGUCGCAUCGCCCUGCUUCGGCGAGGCCUGCGGGGUCGGCGGCUACGCCUACAGGGCAGUUCAGCCUCUUGCCAGUAGGAGGUGCUCCUACAGCUCUAGUUGCUCAGGGUGCGCCCACAAAAUAAAAACAGAGGACUGCUCUUCCCUGGGGGAGCACAGCCCCACCAUCCCUGUGUCGCCGGCCCCGCCCCUUUCCGGCUGCCCUGUUCCCAGCGUGCCUCCGGCCGCCCAAUCGGUUCCGCACCUGCAGACUCUGCUGUCGGACCCCAGCCAGCCGCAGGUGCAGCUCCGGGUGGCUCGGGAGUGUCCCCAGAGCGCCAAGGCCCCCAGCGGGUCGCGGUCCGGCGUCCGCAGCUCUGCCAGCUGCCCCCACGUCACCGACAGCCAGCUGGCCCCGAGCCGCGCCGGCAGCGCCGGCAAGCAGCAGAGGGUGACGAGACGCCGGGCCACAAACGGCUGGCUGCCGGUGGGGACGCCCACCGAAAAGGAGGUCUUCAUCGUGGGGGAGCACCUGACAGCCCUCCGACGCUGUUACGAGGGUGUCCAGCGGGACGGGGAGGUGAUCCGGGUCCGAGACACCGUGCUGCUGCGUUCUGGGCCCAGGAAGAAAUCCCUGCCCUAUGUUGCCAAGAUCUCCGCCCUCUGGGAGCACCCCGAGACUGGGGAAAUGAUGAUGAGUCUGUUCUGGUACUACCGGCCUGAACACACGCAGGGCGGGCGGAAUCCCAGCAUGCACUGUGAGAAUGAGAUUUUUGCCUCCCGGCAUCAGGAUGAAAACAGCGUGGCCUGCAUUGAAGACAAGUGCUACGUUCUGACGUUAGCGCAGUACUGUAGAUUUUGUGCCUUGGUGAAGCGCCGUGGGGAGGGUCUCCCCGAGAGUGCCCCCAUGGUGCCGCCCUCGCCCGAGUAUGCCAUCCCUGCCCACUGCCGCGUGCCCGCCGACAUCGACCCUGACCUGGUGUUCCUCUGUCGCCACGUCUACGACUUUCGCUACGGCCGCAUCCUGAAGAACCUGCAGUAGCGGAUGGCGCCACCCACAGGAAGCAAAAGGAAUUGCACACCGUGGGAGGGGCCCCGGCGGACAUGAACCAAUCAGAUUUUGUUUUUGUUUUUUUGUUUUUUUCCUUUAACAAAAUGAGCCAGCAGGCAGGUGCCAAAACGGGUGGAGGUUGUGCGUGUGGGUGAGCGUGUGUAGGGAGUGGGCUCAGCCAUUUUUAAUGAGUGUUUUUUUUGGGGUCAUGGGAGCAUGUCUACCCCCAUAUCCCGUGGGCACUUUUCUGCCAUUAGACUUGUCCGCACUUGAAGUUUCUCUGUGGCUGGGAGAUUGAUGAUUGGCCCCAUGAUGCAGUUUUUAUGAAGGGGGGGGUGGCCUGGGCAAAGCUUUUCAAUGAACAACGUAUCACUGAAGUGUAGGCAGGAGAAAUUACCAUAUGGAUGGGGGGGGCGGGGGAUACACGCUCACACACUCACACGUACACACUGGCUGAUGUCUGCUGCCGUUUUGCUUGUUUCCCAGGACGAAGGUGCCCAUUAAUGAAUUUGCAUACUUACAUUGUUAGUGUGUGUCUUGUGUGCUGGCAAGAAUAGCUGUUCUAGGAUCAGGAUUUCAAGGUGCAAUAUGAUGACUUUCGAUCAAAGUGGAGAGUCCCCCCCCCCCCCACCAGUUUGUGAAAUGCACCUUGGCUAGUGGAGGCUGAACAGUACAAGCCUUUUCCACCCAUUUCUAAGUUGAAUCUUUUUUGACGGGAAAUGUUAUUUAUGUUUAAUAAGUCAUUAAGGAUUUUAAAAGUCUAAGUUUGUUUCUUUUUAAGAGAAAGGACAUCUCCUGAAUCCUCAGUUUUCAGUAGACAUUUGCUAUUUAAUCCAAGUUUUGGUCAUUGUUGAUUCAGUGUCUGCUUUGUGGUAGUUAGGAGCCAAGUUAAAGGAUGUGACCAGAAACUAGAAUGGGAGGGCCAGGAAUAGUAGGGCGCACUGGGCAGCCCCCAGUCCCCACAAGAGAAAUUUGGCCUGCCCCCUAAGAAACCCCACCCCCUUGUUAAUUGACCAAUGAGAGGGAGGCGUGAACGCCUGCCCCGUCAGUACCCAUGAUUUGCCUUAGGCCUCGCAGGUAGAGUUAGGCUGAAUUCUUCCUCCUCCCACCCCCAGCUCUGCCUUUAGAUCAAACCAAAGGAUGUCACUAAGUAGAAUGCCAGACCUGACCCCCGUGCAACACGCGUGUGCACACUCACACGGACAGGCACGCGUACACACACACUCGCACAAAGGGACAUGCACGCACGCUCACACACGCACACAAAGACACGCGUACACACACAGAGGGGCACGCGUGCACGCGCACACACUCACCACUGUCUACCACCACUACCCUUCCUUUCCAUUGUUAGUUUGCACUAAUUAAUUUUUCUUAGAAGUUUUAUUGAUUGUGUUCUAGGCUUCAUCCUCUACUAAUAUAAUAUGGAAUAAAAUACUAUGUAUUUAUGUUUGUGUACCUAUAGAAGAGAAGGAUGCCAAGUGUGGGUAGGGAGACGGGCGCAGCGCUGGUGGACACACACGCGCACAGUGACGUCGGCACGCGUAGCAUCGCCUCAUACAGCCAGAGCUCUCUAGCUCUGCCCUCUCCGAGCAUGUGGAUCGCUCCAUUUCUGUGAAACCUGCUGCACUUUAUAUAGCAGGUCUUCUGAAUAACGUUGUUUUUUUGCCUCCCUCGCCAUCAUUUGUCUUUUGUUAGCUUCUGCUUUUUAGUGCAUUUUCCAUUUCGUUAAUCCUCCAAAACGAAUCUGAGACAGUCAUUCCUUAACUGCAGCUGCAGUUCUCUCUCUCUCUCUCUCUCUCUCUCUCUCUCUCUCUCUGUCUCUCUCUCGCUCUCUCUCCUCUUUCCUCGGGGAUAGAGUCCCAUCGGUGUCGUAUUUCAGCCUCCGAGAGAAACAGCUGUGUCUAAAGCCAUGUUUAUUAAGGGGUUAAUAGCACAAAUGGGCUGAUUUUUUUAAAAUUAUUUUUUUAAGCACUGAUCUUGCUAAUUUCAGGGUUUCCCCAAAUCUUUUGUGAUGCUCCGAAUGAGAGUUUUGAUACCUCCAAUUAAUCUCCCCCCAAUCCUGUGGUUCCGAGGGCUGUGGAGGCGCGGAGCUAAGUGUUUCAUUUUUUUGUUGCAGGAGUGUGUUUGGGUGUAUAAAAUGUAUCCAUGUUUUAAGGUAGAUUAUUUUUUUUUUUGGUCAUGAUACCAAGCUUGUUGUUACAUUUUAACUCAUGUAAUAGUACUGACUUUCUGUCACAAUGUGAAAUUGAAGUACCCAUGAACUUCCACUUUUUAGAAAUCGUCAUUAUUUGGACCUAUGGAACAUAAUUCAGCGGCGCCAUUUUGCAGUGUUUGACACGCUUCCCAGUGGCAUUGGGGGUGUGUGCAGUUUAACAUCCACUCACUUUUAUUGUGCUUUGGAACACACCUGCGGAACACCGGUGUGUUUAAGCACUCUGCAGCUGUAGGCAGGCACACAGCUUCCAGACCAAUAAAUAGUCGCUCGGUAGAAUUGAUAGACAAUCCUCCUUCGCGCCAAGGGAUCCUCUGUUCUCAUGCCCGUCGGCGUGUGGGGGGGCUGCGUAUCGUGUCCAGCAGCAUCCGGUGCAAUUCAGACAGAGUCACGGGGUCGGCGUGACGACGAAAGACCAGGAUUCGUUUUAUUACAGACAAAAUUGUAAUAAAAACACGCUGAGACCACUGCUGUCGUCCUAUCAGCUGCAUCCGGAUGUCUUGAGAGGAAACUCCAUUUCCUGUUUUUGUGAUGUAAAUUUUUAAAUAAAAAUUUAUAAAUGAAUCGCCCCUUCUCCCCCCCAUGUAGGGCCCUUAUUAAUACGACCGAGACGCAUCUCUCCCACAGACACUGGCAGAACAAUCCAGGCUAAUUACCGAGCAUGUCUGUUCUGGGACAAACGACAAGACGGCAGUGUUUGCUGGAAAAUUUGGCACUAAAACAGCAUAAAUAACAAGGUGUGGUCCAUACACACUUUGUAGUUUAUGUACAGAACUUUCAUUUUCAUACAAAACAGUUACGCUUUAUUAGCUUUGAAGCAUAUUAUCAUUUGAAGUUGAUUCAACAAAAUGGAUCCCUGGGCUUUUCUGACAGAUAUUUCUGUCUCCUGAUUUUUUUUUUUGUUUAUUUGUUUAGAUUAUGCAUUUUCUCACUUUUUAAAGAAGUUACCCAGCUAAUUUUGCACAAGCAAAUUUGCAGGUAAUGCAGUGAAAACAGUGCGGUCGUCAUGGAAGCAAUUGCACCAUUACAAUUUGUUUUAAUUACGUAAAAGCCUGACUAGGUUUAACUGACGUGAUUAUGUGCGUUUUUAAAUAUAACGCAGACGUGUGCAACAUUCUCCUGCCUCCCUCGUUUUUCCAUGUCUUUCUGCCCAUACACUUGGCAUUUCUCGUUACAGAACCGCAGGUCCGAAACGCCAUUCCCCCUCAUACAUUUAAACCACGACCCCUGAGCCCGUCGGGCCCGAUUCCCAUGUGCCGUGCGACGCGUUCCGUGUGCCGUGGGUCAUGCUCAUAUAAUCACAAUUAGUCCUAUGAGUUAGCAGUUGUGAAGGUUUUUUAUUUUUAAUGUACCUACAUUUUCCCCCUUAAUGAGAUCUGAACAGCUUGAUACCAAUUGUGAGCUUAAACUGGUCUGAAAUGAAAUACCAAAAAACGGAAGAAAUGGUAGAAAAUAAAUUGACCCUAAAUGUGUACAGGACACACUUUUAAUUCCAAGUUUGUCUGAAAUGAAAUGUGUGUGUGUAUAUAUAUAUAAUCUCAACUCCUGAGCAUGGAAGUACAGGGCAUUCUUGGAAACAAUAGACAGUUAUAGCACAGCACAUUUGUAUUAUUUAAAACAGACCUGUGUAUUAUAAAAAAAUCUUUAAAUGGAAUAAAUAAUAUAUGAGUUUGAAUUAAA
This is a messenger RNA of Brienomyrus brachyistius, 7304 nucleotides long. RefSeq names its product bromo adjacent homology domain containing 1 (gene bahd1). The record is from RefSeq and is a predicted model, not a curated record. Gene Ontology annotation, molecular function: chromatin binding. Lineage: Eukaryota; Metazoa; Chordata; Actinopteri; Osteoglossiformes; Mormyridae. Bases 899 to 3400 code for a protein of 833 amino acids. The transcript is spliced from 7 exons.